AUGAAACCUAAAGAUAAAAGAAUUGAACUAAUUCGAACAAGAUUUAUAGAUAGGGUGAAUAUCCAUUUAAAAAAACCCAAAAAUGAUAAAGCAUAUAAUAAAUUAGGUAUUUAAAAUAAUUAUAACAAUAGGUUGUAUUAAGCUGUUUUAGGAGGGAUUAAAGUGCUACAAUAGUGUGAUAUAGCCAAAAAAUAAAGCAACUUAAAAUUGA
This is a messenger RNA of Paramecium pentaurelia, 211 nucleotides long. NCBI's taxonomy places the organism in Eukaryota, Ciliophora, Oligohymenophorea, Peniculida, Parameciidae. The record is from the annotation of a GenBank genome assembly.